AUGGAUCCUCUGUCUAUUACUGCCAGUGUCAUCACCGUCGUAACCCUUGCUGGGCAAUGCGCCAAAUCCUUCGCUUGUCUCCGCAACGUCUACAAAACGCUUCCCGGCAGGCUUCACGCGCUGAAUAAUGAAGUAACCGACAUCAAUGCUGUCCUGAUAGAUGUGGCGACCCUGCUGGGAGAGCGAGGGAAACACAACAUACCACUAGACGAGCAGAGCCAAAUCGCGCAUAUCGUGACUCAGUUGACUGAGAAGCUCACCGAACUCAGAAGUAUCAUCGAUGCACUGUCAACUUCCAGCAGUCGCGCGAACAUCCCCAUAGUCCAGGCCAGAGCCUGGUCUAAGGUGCAGGAAAAAUUAUCACGCCUACAGGAAGAUAUCAAGAACGCCAAAAGCCGCUUGAACGUACUCUUGGGCGCAUCAAACUCCCGCGACCUAUUACAUAUUCGAAUGCAAGUCGAGGCCAUUAGCGCCCAUACAAUUAUCUCUCCUCAAUUCGAACACGAUUUAAAAAAGGAUGUGCUUGGCAUUGUAUCUCAUCACGGAGAUGAGAUCGCAAGCUCUCUGGGCGAGAUCAAUCGGACUGUUGACGAAAGAUUAGCCAGGAUUGAAGAGAUGAUGAAAGCUCAAGGAUCUCGAUUUUACCAAGGGCAGGAGAACAGACUGGGUCCAUAUUACGGCGUUGCAGCUCAACACCGCCGCAGACAUUCCCAAGCCGAGAAAGGGAAUAACGUCCGUCAGCCUCUGCAUUCGCGUGCUGAUGCAGUAGGGAUACAAAUGAUGCGGUACUCGGCGAACUGUCGUCCGGGAUGCCCCUGUAUCUGUCACAAGCAAAAGCGUUCCUCUUCACCAGCUUUCUUGGACCGGCUAUUCGGUCAGCUCUUCAUGGGAUACAGUGGAGUGCCGGGACUGAACUCAAAAUGCGACAAUCCCACUUGUGAGGUCUCCCAAACCACGCAUGUCAGCUUAGAGUACUGGUUCCCUCUGGGGCUCUUUUGGUCUCAGAUUAUCCGUGUGCAAGCUGGCUAUCAACCAAACCUCGGACCAAAUUUCCAAAUGACAGUGAUGAGAAGGAUACCAGACAGUUCCCAAGCUAUCGAAUUUGCACUUAUCGGUAACAUUGAUGGCCUGAAACACCUCUUCAAAACCGGACAGGCGUCAACUAGGGAUGUCAGUUCCACCCGUGGAUACACACUGCUACGCUGGGCUCUGUAUGGUAAUCAGUGGCAAACCAGCAAGUUCCUCAUGCAAGCAGGUUGCGAUCCAGACUAUCAUCCAGCGAAUCCUAUCGAGUAUACUCCUAGAAACAAGGCAUUGGAUGUCAUUUUACAAGGUCAGCUCAGAAAAGAAGACGAAGAGGCCCUGCGACCUGUUGCCAUGGAUAGCGAAUGGAUCGACGACCAGAAUUACAGUCCGUUGCACAAAUCUGUACUGGGGUUGUCGAGCAUAAGCAUAGAGAACGCACUACUCCAGUGUCAGGAUGAUCUCGAAGCAGUCGACGCAAUGGGUCGAAGCGCUCUUUUUUGGGCUGCUUCGCGCGGAGAUGAUCGAACGGUCGCGAUACUCCUAGCCUCUGGAGCCGACCCAAACAACAUAGAUUAUCAGCUUGACACCCCCCUCGCAUUUGCAGCAGAUAAUGGACAUACGAAAUGCGUUCGCCUCCUCCUCGAAGCAGGCGCUGACACGGAACCCAAGAGACCUCCAGGCAUAAAAUUUAGUAACCCUCUCAAUCGCGCUUCUCGGAGCGCCACCGAUCCACUUACUCUCAAGACGUUGCUGGAUUUCGGCUCGGACAUUGAGUCCUGCGGCAUCGACGGCAGAACGCCCCUGAUACAUGUAGCUCGCAGAGAUAACGUCAGCUUUGCACUCCUGCUCCUAGAAUAUGGCGCCAACAUCAACGCCACUUCUAUCACUGGGCAGACACCUCUGACUACGGCCAUCACACACAACAGCCAUGGUGUUCUACAGUUAUUGCUCGACCGCUGGUUUGAAUACAGCCAGUGUCCUCGUCUCAGUGGUGGUCAUUUGCUUCAGGUGGUUACUGAAUAUGCCGACCUCGAGACUAUCAAGAUCCUAGUCCAGACUGACCACUUGCAUUUAAAGUAUGAUCAUAGUUACGGUUUAUAUGACUAUGAGAAGCAGUUGAAAGAUCGGAUCGGGACAGAUGAAAAGUUAGAGUCGGCUUUCAAAGAGUUAAUGACCGUCAUCAACACCGAUCCGUAUCAAAUGCAGGGGCCCGAGUCCCUAGCAGAGGCGGGGCUGCUAGCUGGUCCGCAUAGGCGUCAGACGGACCUGUCGGACCCUGGGUCAAUCUGCUCAAUCUCGAGUUCUACUUCAGAUGAAGAGUUUGUGGAGGCUCUCGAGCACCUUGAUCUCGGCGCCAUUCAGACUAACGCGAGCUCGUCGUGA
Molecule: messenger RNA, 2409 nt
Organism: Colletotrichum truncatum
Lineage: Eukaryota; Fungi; Ascomycota; Sordariomycetes; Glomerellales; Glomerellaceae
Product: B-cell lymphoma 3-encoded protein
Molecular function (GO): protein binding
Source: RefSeq, a predicted model, not a curated record